Messenger RNA from Haliaeetus leucocephalus (bald eagle), 2084 nucleotides. It is a transcript of the gene ANGPTL1, whose product is annotated as angiopoietin-like 1. The record is from RefSeq and is a predicted model, not a curated record. NCBI's taxonomy places the organism in Eukaryota, Metazoa, Chordata, Aves, Accipitriformes, Accipitridae. The coding region runs from base 374 to 1852 and encodes 492 amino acids. The transcript has 5 exons. Gene Ontology annotation, biological process: cell surface receptor protein tyrosine kinase signaling pathway.
GUAUAUGGAAUCUGGGUCAGCUGUAGCUAGUUAGUGCACUUCUGCAUGUGAGCAUAAAACACUGCAGUUUCAAAAAACAUUUCUUUCUCUCUUCUGGAAUAAUACAUACUGGAACAUUACUUUUUCUUCUUUUUCAAUGAUUAAUUAGCUUGGUUAUCGUAUGGAGAAACCCAAUUCCUCAAAACAGCUUGGAUCUAACAGAGAAAGACAAAAGCAGUUUUCAACUCCAACUGCAGAUUAACAAUCCACGGCAUCGGGUAAUAUAGGAAGAAAAAGCAACUUGGCCUCUGGAUUUUCCAUCUACCACAGAAGCAAAACAGCUGCAAGAUUUUUUUUUCUUGUCUCUUCUGACAGCCAUCAUAUUUGCUUUAAAAUGAAGAUAUUUAAAUGGACUUUGGGUGUACUAUUGUUCCUGCUGUUGUCUAUUGGGCGCUGUACAGAACAAUCUACACCUAAUAAAACAUCCCAACGGAGGCACCCUCGUUCAGCAGACAAUGGAGACGAAGGCAAGAAAUGUGGUUACACAUUCUUGGUCCCAGAACAAAAAAUCACAGGGCCAAUUUGUGUGAAUACUAAUGGACCAGGUACUGGUAACAGAAAAGAUGAAGUCACAAGAAUGGACAUAGAGAACUUGAAAGACGUGCUUUCCAAGCAAAAGCGGGAGAUUGACAUUUUGCAAUUGGUAGUGGAUGUGGAUGGAAACAUUGUCAAUGAAGUAAAAUUACUGAGGAAAGAAAGUCGUAACAUGAACUCUCGGGUCACCCAACUCUACAUGCAACUCUUGCAUGAGAUAAUUCGAAAGCGUGAUAACUCACUUGAGCUUUCCCAACUGGAAAACAAAGUCCUUAAUGUUACAACAGAAAUGUUGAAGAUGGCAACAAAAUACAAGGAGCUUGAAGUAAAAUACGCAGCACUAACUGAUCUUGUAAAUAAUCAGUCUGUGACUAUCUCACUGCUGGAAGAGCAGUGUUUGAGAAUCUUCUCACGACAGGACACCCAUGGGUCUCCACCUCUUGUUCAAGUUGUGCCACAGCACAUUCCUAACAGCCAGCCAUACACUCCCGUUCUUCUGGGCGGUAACGAGAUACAGCGAGACCCAGGUUAUCCUAGAGACAGAGAUGUAAGGCCACCACCCGAUCCAGCUACUUCUCCUACAAAGAGUCCUUUCAGAGUACCACCACUGGCUUUAAUUAAUGAAGGUCCAUUCAAAGACUGUCAACAAGCCAAGGAAGCUGGGCAUUCCAACAGCGGGAUUUAUAUGAUCAAACCUGAAAACAGUAAUGAGCCAAUGCAACUGUGGUGUGAGAACAGCCUGGACCCUGGAGGAUGGGCAGUUAUUCAGAAGAGGACAGAUGGAUCUGUCAACUUUUUCAGGAACUGGGACAGUUACAAGAAAGGUUUUGGAAACAUUGAUGGAGAGUACUGGCUGGGACUAGAAAAUAUUUACCUGCUUACCAAUCAGGAUAAUUACAGACUAUUGAUUGAAUUAGAGGACUGGAGCAAUAAGAAAGUCUACGCAGAAUACAGCAGUUUCCGCCUGGAGCCUGAAAACGAAUUCUACAGGCUACGCUUAGGAACAUACCAAGGAAACGCAGGUGAUUCCAUGAUAUGGCAUAAUGGAAAGCAAUUUACAACACUGGACAGAGACAGGGAUAUGUAUUCAGGAAACUGUGCUCAUUUUCACAAAGGCGGCUGGUGGUACAAUGCGUGCGCCCACUCCAACCUUAAUGGGGUAUGGUACAGAGGAGGCCACUACAGGAGCAAGUAUCAGGAUGGAAUAUUUUGGGCUGAGUACCGCGGAGGUUCCUACUCCUUGAAAGCAGUUCAAAUGAUGAUCAGACCUAUAGACUGAGGAGGAAAAUCCCACAGCGCUCAAGUGAUCACAUAUAAAUAAACUUCUCAGCGCUUGAGUUCCAGAAAAAUAAAAUAUUACUUUUUAAUCAUUAUUUUGCACAAUCUGCCCCUGCAAAAAGCAGGUCUACAGUUUUCCUGUCUUUUUUUCCCCUGUUGUGUUCCCCUCGGUUGUUUUUUUUUUUAGAAACCUUUUCUACUGUGACAGACAGUGUUUUUUAAACACACAUUCA